UUUUUUAGAAUACGUGUACAUUACAUCACAGGAAGUGUCAGGACAAAAACGGAAGAGGUUGCCGGUGCCAAAAAAUAACAACAGAGGAUUAGCUGGCGUUUGUCUGGAUGCGCAUUCUAAGAAGCUAACUUUAUUCAAAGGAGAUCUGUGUGUCUGUCAGCUGACCAGCCCACUGAUCAGCAAAAUGAGCAGUGCAGGAACAGUGGAGAGUGGUAAACCUCCAAAGAUCGGCUCUAUAGUAGAGGUGACAGGAAAGGGUCAGCGCGGAACUGUUGCCUACAUCGGUGCCACCCUCUUUGCCUCUGGAAAAUGGGUUGGCGUCAUACUUGAUGAGCCCAAAGGCAAGAACGAUGGGACUGUGCAGGGGAAACGCUACUUCACCUGUGAGGAAAAUCAUGGGAUAUUUGUCAGACAGUCCCAGAUCCAGGUGGUGGAGGACGGUUCUGCUGCAACGUCACCAGAUGCCCCUGAGUCUGGCAUUACCAGAAUGUCCAAGCAAAAGGAUAUUCCAGAGACUCCUAAAACAUCGAAACAGACACCUGUGAGCAUUAAGAAGUCCUCUACCCGCCGCUCUGCUAAGUGGAGUACUCCACGUCUCAUGCCUGCUACCUCCCUCCCCUCGCUCCUUGUGCGCCCCCACAGCCGCUACAGCCUGACAUCCAUGGCAUCUCGUGAGAGCCUGUCUUCCUCUCUGUCCGGUGAUGUCAGUGAGGCGAGCCUGUCACACCAGGGUGCCCUGGGAGCACCUGUUGUGCCUCAGCCAAGCGGGACGCCUGCAGCUGCAGUAGCCACUGUUCCAGCUACACCAAGCAAGGCGGAACCUGCCAUUUCCAAGCAGGAAGAAGAGUCACUCCGAGCUCAAGUCAAGGAUCUCGAGGAGAAGCUGGAAACGCUGAAAAUGAAGAGGACUGAGGACAAGGCCAAGCUGAAGGAGCUGGAGAAACACAAGAUCCAGCUGGAGCAGCUUCAGGAGUGGAAAACCAAAAUGCAGGAGCAACAGGCAGAGCUGCAGAAACAACUCAAAGAAGCCAAGAGGGAAGCACGUGAGGCACAGGAGGCUAAGGACCGUUACAUGGAGGAGAUGUCUGACACAGCAGAUGCCAUCGAAAUGGCCACACUGGACAAAGAGAUGGCUGAAGAGCGGGCAGAGUCUCUGCAAGUGGAAGUGGACACACUGAAGGAGAAGGUGGAGGAGCUCUCCAUGGACCUUGAGAUUCUUAGGCAUGAAAUAUCUGAGAAAGGCACAGAUGGUGCCGCAUCAAGUUACCAUGUCAAACAGCUGGAGGAGCAGAAUGGCAGACUGAAGGAGGCACUGGUCAGAAUGCGUGACCUUUCUGCCUCAGAGAAACAGGAGCAUGUGAAGCUGCAGAAGCAGAUGGAAAAGAAGAACACUGAGCUGGAGACUCUGAGAACGCAGAAAGAGAAACUGCAGGAAGAAAUGAAGCAGGCAGAAGCCACUAUAGACGAGCUGAAGGAGCAGGUGGAUGCUGCUCUUGGAUCAGAAGAGAUGGUGGAAACCCUGACAGAAAGAAACCUCGACCUGGAAGAGAAAGUCCGAGAGCUAAGAGAAACUGUGACUGACCUGGAGGCAAUCAAUGAGAUGAAUGAUGAACUCCAGGAGAAUGCCAGAGAGACUGAGAUGGAGCUGAGGGAGCAGGUGGACCUGAGUGGUGCAAAGGUCAGAGAGGCAGAAAAAAGGGUGGAGGCUGCCCAGGAGACUGUAGCUGAUUAUCAGCAGACCAUCAACAAAUACAGAGAGCUGACUGCCAGCCUACAGGAUGCCAACAGAGAACUGACCAGCCAGCAGAAUGCCAAUGUUGAGCAGGUUCAGCAACCGCCUGCGGAACUGUUUGAUUUCAAGAUUAAGUUUGCAGAGACCAAAGCCUAUGCCAAGGCGAUUGAGAUGGAGCUGAGGAAAAUGGAAGUGGCUCAGUCAAACAGACAGGUGUCCCUCCUCACCUCGUUCAUGCCAGACUCCUUUCUCCGUCAUGGCGGCGAUCACGACUGUAUUCUGGUGCUUCUGCUCAUUCCCAGGCUCAUAUGCAAGGCUGAGCUGAUCAGUAAACAGGCCCAGGAGAAGUUUGACUUGAACGGGAACCUGGUCCAGGGCACGGGCCUCAGAGGGCCUCCAGGAGAGCAGCGUAGCUUUGCCUCAGGCCUGGUCUACUCCCUCAGCCUGCUGCAGAGCACCCUGCACAAAUAUGAACAGGCUCUGAGUUCCUGCAGCGUGGAGGUGUUUAAGCGUAUGGGUACACUCUACUCUGAAAUGAGCUUCCACGAGCGCUCUCUGGAUUAUUUAAUUGAUUUGCUGCAUAAGGACCAAUUAGACGAGACUGUCCAAGUGGAACCUCUGACUAAGGCCAUUAAGUACUAUCAGCAACUGUACAGCGUCCACCUGACAGAUCAAAGUGAGGACUGCACGGUGCAGCUGGGUGACCACAUCAAGUUUAGCCAGAGUGCCUUGGACUGUAUGGGAGUGGAGGUGGCUCGUCUGCGAGCCUUCCUUGCAGCGGGGCAGGAGAGCUCUGUGUUGUCUGUGCUUCUGAAGGACCUAGACACUUCCUGCUCUGACAUCAGACAGUUCUGUAAGAAGAUCCGUCGCCGCAUGCCUGGAACAGAUGUAGUUGGAGUUCCUGCUGCUGUGAGCUUUGGACCACAGGUGUCUGAGACUUUGACUGAGUGCCGGCGCCAGCUGACUAGGGUGGUGGCUGUACUGCAGGAGGUGGCAGCAGCUGGUGCUCAGAUGGUUGCUCCACUGGCAGAACAGGAGGGACUCAGUGCGCUUAAACUAGAGGACAUCACUGGCAAGGCUGUGGAACAGGUAUAUGGCUCCCAUGGCCUGAACGGCCCUGAGUGUCUGCGUCAGUCUUGCAGCUCAGUCAUUGCUACCAUGAACAAGAUGGCGACAGCCAUGCAGGAAGGAGAAUAUGAUGCUGACAAACCUCAGAGCAUGACUCCACCUGUGGAGGUGAGAGCAUCCACUGUCAGAGCGGAGAUGACUGACGCUGAAGGUCUAGGAGUUAAACUAGAAGACAGAGAGACAGUCAUCAAGGAGCUCAAGAAGUCUCUCAAGAUUAAGGGUGAGGAGCUAAGCGAGGCCAACGUCCGUCUGAGCCUUCUGGAGAAGAAGCUGGACACCUCCACCAAGGAUGCAGAUGAGCGAGUUGAGAAGAUUCAGACUAAACUAGAUGAGAAUCUUUCCCUGCUGAAGAAGAAAGAAAAGGAGUUUGAGGAAACAAUGGACGCUCUACAAGCUGAUAUUGACCAGCUUGAGGCAGAAAAGGCAGAGCUGAAACAACGCAUCAAUAGCCAAUCAAAGAUGACUAUUGAAGGCCUGAGAGGCCCAGCUGCGUCUGGAAUUGCCUCCAUUGUUCAGGGCUCUGCAGGAGCAGGUCUGUCUCCAUCCAUGGCAGGCUCAGUGCAGGUGGUGGACUCGCCUCUGCUCAGGCAGCAGGUUGAGGCUCAGAGGCUGAGCAUCAAACACCUCAAGAAUGAAAACAACAGGAUCAAGGCUGAGAAGAUGAGAGCACAGCUGGCAUCACUGCCUCCACUCUGUCCUCCUAAACUGCCACAAGUUCCCAAAGACAGCUCCAUGCCACCACAGGGGCUAAACACGGGCAUCUAUCGCAGGACAGACCAACUGCUGGCAACCCUGCUCAAGCUGAGCGCAGAGGUCAAGGUGGUGGAUAUCACCGGGAAGACUGCAGUUAGUGCCAGUGCUCAGCUGCUGGAACAGACAGCUAGACUGAAGAACCUCUCAGACGCUCUGGAAAAACUCAAGGGAGAAGUAGCUGAACACGUAGUCUCUUACCAGCCUGGUGCGAAGGCCUCCUCAGACUUUGCCACCUUCCCAGUUUCCUCUUUUGUUAAGGCCAAAGAGGAGAAGCAGGGAGGAACAGUGUUUGUAGGACGCGUUUCCAUUCCGUGCACCGCUGGCCAGGAACAAGUCCACCGCCUUGUCCUGUCUCAACAGCAGCUGCAGCAAGUGCACCGCCUCCUGAUGGCAUAAGGCAACUUGAUGUUGGUCCAAAGCUGCAAUUAACAGCACAUUUCUUUAUUCUCAUUAGUUUCCACUUUUGAUGUUCUUGUCUGUUUUCCCACAUCUGCUUUUCACUAUUCUCAGGAAAUGGCCCCAAAUUUUUGUAACAUUAAAGCACUAAUACAAUGAUGGACACAAGACUGAUUUUUAUUUAAGUCCACUUAAAUUAAACUUGAGUCACAUUUCAACGGUCUCGUGUUUAUUACUAAUAGUUUUCAUGCACCACUUUUGUCAUGUAAUGGAAAUUAGUAUGUCAUUUUUACUGUACUUGCACCUCUUCACUUUUUCCUUUGUAUCUUUUGUACUUGUAUUAAAACAAAAUUAAACUAGUGCAAAGUG
Molecule: messenger RNA, 4378 nt
Organism: Betta splendens (Siamese fighting fish)
Lineage: Eukaryota; Metazoa; Chordata; Actinopteri; Anabantiformes; Osphronemidae
Product: dynactin subunit 1-like
Exons: 32
Coding region: 185-4009 (1274 amino acids)
Biological process (GO): establishment of mitotic spindle orientation; nuclear migration
Cellular component (GO): microtubule associated complex; kinetochore; axon
Source: RefSeq, a predicted model, not a curated record